GCAGACAUGCCCAAAAAGAAGCCGACACCCAUCCAGUUGAACCCGGCCCCCGAUGGCUCGGCGGUUAACGGGACCAGCUCGGCCGAGACCAACCUAGAAGCCUUGCAGAAGAAGCUGGAGGAGCUGGAGCUUGAUGAGCAGCAGCGGAAGCGUCUCGAGGCCUUCCUGACGCAGAAGCAGAAGGUGGGGGAACUGAAGGAUGACGACUUCGAGAAGAUCAGUGAGCUGGGGGCCGGCAAUGGCGGAGUGGUGUUCAAGGUCUCCCAUAAGCCAUCUGGCUUGGUCAUGGCCAGAAAGUUAAUCCACUUGGAGAUCAAACCCGCAAUCCGGAACCAGAUCAUCCGGGAGCUGCAGGUUCUGCACGAGUGCAACUCCCCGUACAUCGUGGGCUUCUACGGGGCCUUCUACAGCGACGGCGAGAUCAGCAUCUGCAUGGAGCACAUGGAUGGUGGCUCCUUGGAUCAAGUCUUGAAGAAAGCCGGGAGAAUUCCUGAGCAAAUUUUAGGGAAAGUUAGCAUUGCUGUGAUCAAAGGCCUGACGUACCUGAGGGAGAAGCACAAGAUUAUGCACAGAGAUGUGAAGCCCUCCAAUAUCCUAGUGAACUCCCGCGGGGAGAUCAAGCUCUGUGACUUUGGGGUCAGCGGUCAGCUGAUUGACUCCAUGGCCAACUCCUUCGUGGGCACAAGGUCCUACAUGUCGCCUGAAAGACUCCAGGGCACUCAUUACUCUGUGCAGUCGGACAUCUGGAGCAUGGGGCUCUCUCUGGUGGAGAUGGCGGUGGGGAGGUACCCCAUCCCUCCUCCCGAUGCCAAGGAGCUGGAGCUGAUGUUUGGGUGCCAAGUGGAGGGAGAUGUGGCUGAGACACCACCCAGACCAAGGACUCCCGGAAGACCCCUCAGCUCAUACGGAAUGGACAGCAGACCUCCUAUGGCAAUUUUUGAGUUGCUGGAUUACAUAGUCAAUGAGCCUCCUCCAAAACUGCCCAGUGGAGUGUUCAGUCUAGAAUUUCAAGAUUUUGUGAACAAGUGUUUGAUAAAGAACCCUGCGGAGAGAGCGGAUCUGAAGCAACUCAUGGUUCAUGCUUUCAUCAAGAGAUCUGACGCUGAGGAGGUGGAUUUUGCAGGUUGGCUCUGCUCCACCAUUGGCCUUAACCAGCCCAGCACACCAACCCAUGCAGCUGGCAUCUGACCCUUGAGUCUAACGCCCACGAUGUGCCACGUUGCUUUCAGGCCUCUCCCAUGCUUGUGUCUGUUCAGACGUGCAUUUCACCUGUGACAAAGGAUGAAGAACACAGCAUGUGCCAAAACUAUACUUGUGUCACUUUUAAUAUUCCUUGUCUUUAUUACAAUAUUGUUCCUCCCCUACGUGGAUUGGCUUUGUGCUUGGGGCUACUUGUAUGUUGGUCAAAACAUGCCAGGCUGAACGGUGGUAACUGGUGACCGUGGGUCGUCGUUCUUACUGACAUUUGCGCUGCUGCUCCUGCUCCGAGCCUGGCUGGCCGCCUGUGUCGUCAGGGUUUGGACACUGGCGGUACUUCAUGCUUGCCCGCGUCCCUCCUCCCUCCAGCCACGGGGAGGGCGCUGCCUCGCGAGAGCCCCCACAGGCAGUGCACGUAAAGCAUGCUUUGCUGCUACUUAACUGGAUGAGCGGCAGAAAGUGGACGUCAUGUGGUUUUUACUUUUUGCUUUUGGUGUAGAAUUCAGCAGUUUCCAUCAAAAUCUAGCCAGAGCCCUUCACUGCCAUGAUAGCUGGGGCUUCACCAGUCUGUCUACUGUGAUGAUUUGUAGACGUCUGGCUGUAUUUCUAUAUUUAUUUUUAAAUAUACUGUGUGGGGGACUUAGUGGUGUACGUCUCUUUAAGUUUUGGGUUAGUGUUUCUAGAAGGGUGUUAUUUUGAAUGUUACAAAUUGGUCAAGGCAUUAAAAUGUGUCAGAUUUCUACUUUCCCUCUAGCCCAAGUACCAAUGCUAUUGUAAACAACGUGUAUAGUGCCUCAAAAUUGUAUGAAAAUCCUUUUAACCAUUUUAAUCCAGAUGUUUAUCAAAUCUCUUAUUCUAAUAAAUAUACUAUGCGGUUAAAGCAAAAA
Jaculus jaculus (lesser Egyptian jerboa) is the source of this 2084-nucleotide messenger RNA. It is a transcript of the gene Map2k1, whose product is annotated as mitogen-activated protein kinase kinase 1. The transcript is spliced from 11 exons. Bases 7 to 1188 code for a protein of 393 amino acids. Gene Ontology annotation, molecular function: protein kinase activity; ATP binding. Gene Ontology annotation, biological process: protein phosphorylation. The record is from RefSeq and is a predicted model, not a curated record. NCBI's taxonomy places the organism in Eukaryota, Metazoa, Chordata, Mammalia, Rodentia, Dipodidae.